AUGGAACGAAUUCGCCAAAAGCUAGCAAACGCCACGCUCGCACAGCCCGUUCAUGAUUCUGCGCCUAUCAAUCUCGUGAGUUCUGACGAAGAAUCCGAUGGAGGAUACGAUAGAGACAAUGAUGGACCAGAGAUGCCCAUCCCUCGAAUCAGUUCUGUCCUAGGAUCAUCCUACAACCCCGGGAAGCUCCCAGGAGAAGGUGGAAUCUCAAUGCCAGAACCUCACCCUUAUCGCCCAUCCGGACCAGGCGCCCCGUUCAAACCACCAACAAUGGUAGCCACAGCCUACGAAGGCGGAGUAACCGAAGAUGCCGAAGGCGAGAAAUUCAGUGUCGAGAUCGGCGGGGAAGACUUCAAGUCUACGCCCGACGACGCGCAGCGAGCGUUGAAGGAACUCGUUGAAGGCGCUAUAGGUGCAGGUCUCGACGGGCUCGAUAUGAAGGACGCCACGGUCAAGGGCUUCAGGGAAGGUAUCACACUUAUGCCUCAUCAGGUCCAAGGACGGGCCUGGAUGAGGGAACGUGAGACAGGGAAGAAGUGCGGAGGAAUACUGGCCGACGACAUGGGUCUAGGGAAGACGAUUCAGACUUUGACCAGAGUGGUUGAAGGAAAACCGACGGAGGAGGACCGGGAUAAUGGAUAUACAGGGGGCACAUUGAUUAUUUGCCCCGUUGGGCUUAUUGCUCAGUGGGAGUCGGAAAUCAAAAAAAUGUGCUUGAAGGUUCGCACUAUUUCUCACCACGGGCCAUCUCGUACCAAAGUUUCAAAGGUUCUUGAAAACGCCGAUGUGGUUAUUACGUCCUAUCAAGUUGUGUCUUCUGAACACGCCGCGCACUUGGGAGGAGCAGCUUCGUCCGCAGCUCAGCCCAAGAAGAAAACCGCAAAUGCCAAGGCCAAGAAACGGAUAGAGUCGGAUGACUCCGGCUUGAGUUCCGAUUCGGAUGGCGGGGCUGCCUCCAAGAAGAAAUCUGCCGGGUCGAAUAAACCUAAGCCGGCUGCUUUGUUUGGAGUCAAAUGGUGGCGUAUUGUAUUAGACGAGGCUCAGAACAUUAAGAAUCGCACAACUAAGGCGGCUCUUGCAUGCUGCGCACUUCGUGGACGUAACAAAUGGUGUCUCACUGGCACCCCGAUCCAGAACAGCGUAGAGGAAUUAUACUCGUUGUUCAAGUUCUUGGGAGUCCGACCCCUCAACGAUUGGGAUGAAUUCCGUACAACGAUUGCCCAACCAGUCAAACAGGGAAGGAGUACCCGAGCCAUGAAACGUCUUCAUAUCGUGCUCAAAGCUAUUAUGCUCCGACGGACAAAGGACAUGACUAUCAAUGGUGCUCCACUCCUCAAUCUUCCCGGUCGUAAAGUCGAAACAUUAAUGUGCGACUUCGACGAGGAUGAACGCGCUUUCUAUGAGGCACUGGAGCAGAAGACAGAAUUAACCCUUAACAAAUUCAUCAAGGCUGGAACGGUGAUGAAGAAUUAUACGAGCGUUCUUUUGCUUCUCUUGCGAUUACGACAAGCGUGCGACCACCCAUCGUUGGUUAGCAAGGACUUUCAAAAAGAUAUAGACGCGGUCGAGAGUAAACCCGCCAAGAAGGAUGACGAAGAGGAAGACGAACUCGCAGACCUUUUCCAAAAAAUGGGGGUUGAUAAACGUGCUCUCACUUGCACCAUUUGCCAAACUGAGUUACCCGCCGACGCUGACGAUGAAAAGUAUUGCGAGGAAUGUGCAGCCAAUUUAGUCGCACAAUCUCGGCGUAAAUCUGUAGCCGCCAAGUCGGGGUUACCUCCAUCGAGCGCGAAGAUUCGCAAGAUGGUUGCAUUGCUUGAAGAGAUCGACGAUCGCUCCAAUGGCGAAGACAAGACCAUUGUGUUUUCGCAGUUUACAACCAUGCUAGAUCUUCUUGAACCAUUUUUGAAAGACGCAGACAUUAGCUUUACUCGCUUGGACGGUUCCAUGCUACCCAAGGACCGAGAAGUGGCUCUUGACAAGAUUCGUAAUUCGUCUCGAACUAAAGUUAUUCUCAUCUCUUUCAAGGCCGGCAGCACUGGCCUAAAUUUGACCGCGUGCAACAAUGUCAUUCUGGUAGACUUGUGGUGGAACCCUGCCUUGGAGGAUCAAGCAUUUGACCGUGCUCAUCGUCUCGGACAGACGAAAGACGUGCACAUUUACAAAUUGACUAUUGCACAUACGGUUGAAGAGCGUAUACUCAAGUUACAAGAUGCAAAGCGAGACUUGGCCAAGGCUGCGUUGAGUGGAGACAAGCUCAAUAAUAAUAGGCUCCGCCUGGAUGAUAUUAUGAAAUUGUUCAAUAAACACUCGCAUGAAGACUCCGAUGACGAGUAA
This is a messenger RNA of Rhizoctonia solani, 2337 nucleotides long. Its product is annotated as ATP-dependent DNA helicase. Bases 1 to 2337 code for a protein of 778 amino acids. Lineage: Eukaryota; Fungi; Basidiomycota; Agaricomycetes; Cantharellales; Ceratobasidiaceae. Gene Ontology annotation, cellular component: cytoplasm. Gene Ontology annotation, molecular function: ATP binding; ATP-dependent chromatin remodeler activity. The record is from RefSeq and is a predicted model, not a curated record. The transcript is spliced from 15 exons.